CCCAUACGCCGCCACCAUGCCUCCCAAAGACCCUGAGGUGGAGAAGCUGAAGAAGGAGCUGCAGGACGCCAUCGCUAAGGUGCAGGCUGACCAGAAGACCAAGGCAGACACCACCAUGGAAGGCGUCCUGGGUGACCUCGCUGACAUGCCCCGCUCGCGCCCCUCCUGUAAGAAGAUGUGCAAGGGACACCUCAACAAAGUGAACAGUGUGCACUUCAGUGGUGACAGCAGGCACCUCGUCUCUGGGUCUCUUGAUGGUAAACUGAUCAUCUGGGACAUCUAUACAGGCAACAAGACCCAGAUUAUCCCUCUCAUGUCUUCCUGGGUGAUGUCUGUGGCUUUCUCGUCUUCAGGAAACUUUGUGGCCAGUGGUGGGAUGGACAACCAGUGUACGAUUCAUGACAUCAACAACCGAGACUCCACGGGCGCCGCUAAAGUUGCCAGGGAAUUGGUUGGCUACGAGGGGUUCCUGUCAUCAAUUCGCUUUUUAGACGACUCCAAUAUCAUCACUGGCUCUGGUGACAUGAAGGUCAUCCACUGGGACUUCAACACAGGGAAGAAAGUGACGGAGUUCUUCGGCCACUCAGGAGACGUGGCCACGAUGAGCUUGGCGCCGGACAACAAUACCUUCGUGACAGGCUCUGUGGACCGCACCAUGAAACUGUGGGACGUCAGGGAGCCAGACACGUGCAAGCAGACCUUCUGGGGACACACUAGUGAUGUGAAUUCUGUUUAUUUCCACCCAUCAGGUCACGCCAUAGCAACAGGUUCAGAGGACAAGACAGCUCGACUUUGGGACAUCAGGAGUGACCAACAGAUUGCUGAAUACAAGCCGCCCACUGCUAACUCCGGGUUCACCUCUUGUGUCCUCAGCGCGUCCGGGAGAAUUAUAUUGUGUGGCUCUGACGACAAUACCAUUCACUACUGGGACACCAUGAAGGGCGCCCAUCAAGGGCAACUUCAGGGACACGAAAACCGCAUCACGUCCCUUGCUAUGUCAGGGAGCGGCAUCGCCUUCGCCUCCUGCUCCUGGGAUAUGAAUGUAAGAGUGUGGGGAGCGUAAACGUGACCCUAAAACUCAACCUUAACAACAGAAUAGCUAAGGUGAAGAGUUUACUUGAGUUACCCCUUAAAAUUCUUUCUUUACGUUCGUUUUCUUUGAUUAUGAGUUGUGGUAUGUUUUCUUUGACUAUUUGUGUGCGUGUGUAUUUUUUUUCCUGAUUUUUUUUUUUUUCGUUUUGUUGGUUUGUAUGACUUUUUGUUUUUCACACACUAGAAAUUAUUUUUUUUAUCUUCGUUUUCCUUGAUUGUAUCUCACGUUACGUUUUCUUUGACUAUUUUUUUUUUGUGAUUUACUUGUUUUAUUUAUUUAUUUAUUAUUAUGUUUUUUUUUUUUAAAGUUCGUGCUUUGUUUUCUCAACUUCAUUUCUUUCUUUUUGUCUUCACCCACUAACA
Scylla paramamosain (green mud crab) is the source of this 1455-nucleotide messenger RNA. RefSeq names its product guanine nucleotide-binding protein subunit beta-2-like (gene Gbeta76C). The record is from RefSeq and is a predicted model, not a curated record. Gene Ontology annotation, cellular component: cytoplasm; heterotrimeric G-protein complex. Gene Ontology annotation, molecular function: signaling receptor complex adaptor activity; protein binding. NCBI's taxonomy places the organism in Eukaryota, Metazoa, Arthropoda, Malacostraca, Decapoda, Portunidae. The coding region runs from base 17 to 1063 and encodes 348 amino acids. The transcript is spliced from 8 exons. Gene Ontology annotation, biological process: G protein-coupled receptor signaling pathway.